Messenger RNA from Pocillopora verrucosa, 1598 nucleotides. RefSeq names its product chitin deacetylase 7. NCBI's taxonomy places the organism in Eukaryota, Metazoa, Cnidaria, Anthozoa, Scleractinia, Pocilloporidae. The record is from RefSeq and is a predicted model, not a curated record. Gene Ontology annotation, biological process: carbohydrate metabolic process. Gene Ontology annotation, molecular function: hydrolase activity, acting on carbon-nitrogen (but not peptide) bonds.
ACGGGUUUUACCCAGAAACGGAAUUUCAGUCGGCUAUAAAUCAAUGCGACUUGUACUAACUUCGUCUUUGAGUCACUGCUAAGAGAGAAACAGGAUCAGUUGAAAGUCAACAGCUCAGCGAUUUGAAGAUCAUGUCGUGGCUAAUCAAUACAGCAUUCGUUUUGAUCUUGAUGUGUGUGGAAAGUGCCUCCGGAGCAGUCCUUAAGUUUCGUGGACAUGAACCAGCUCAGCCAUGUUCACCAGAUAUUUGCAAGCUUCCCGACUGCCGUUGUAGCGGAACAGACAUCCCUGGAAAUCUUCCACCAAAUAAAGUUCCGCAAAUGGUUAUGUUGACCUUCGAUGACGCUGUAAAUGACCAAGUGGACAAAUAUUACCAGGAUCUAUUUGGGACUGGCGAACUGAAAAAUCCAAACGGUUGUACCGUAACAGCCACUUUCUUCGUGUCGCACGAGUACACGGAGUAUCAAAUGGUACAAGCGCUGUACCACAACAGGCACGAUAUUGCGGAUCAUACAAUCUCACACAGAACCCCCACUUCCUGGUGGAAAUCAGCAAAUUACAGUCAGCUGACGGACGAAAUUGCGGGACAGAGGGAAAUUUUAAGAAAGUGGGGACAGGUCAAGGCAGAGGACGUCGUUGGAUUCCGUGUACCCUUCUUGCAGCUCGGGGGCAACACAAUGUAUCAAGUUCUGCAUGAUAACAAGUUCCUGUAUGACUCGUCCAUGCCAACCCAGAAGUUUACGGAUCCGCCGAUGUGGCCCUACACGCUGGAUUAUCGAUCGACACAAGAAUGCGUUAUUCCGCCAUGUCCUACAGAUUCAUUCCCUGGUCUUUGGGAGGUUCCUAUGAUCGACUACACCGAUUCACGAGGAAAUCCAUGCAAUAUGAUUGACGAAUGCUACGCACCAGCCAAUGAAACGGAAGCAUAUGAUCUAUUGUCGACGAAUUUUGAGCGACAUUACACCACGAACAGAGCACCAUUCCCCAUGUUUCUGCACGCUGGAUGGUUUGCGAGAUAUCCAUACACUUUAACUGCGAUGGAAAAAUUCCUCCAGGACAUACUCGCUCGUGGAGACGUUUGGGUGCUUGGAAUAAAACAAGUGAUCGAAUGGAUCAAAUCGCCAACCAGUCUUGACGACAUCGAAAAUUUCGCCCCCUGGAAAUGCGACUCGCCUCCCCCGCCCCCGGCCUGUUCCUCCCCGAACGUCUGCAGUUUCCCCGACGACCCGCAUUACUUGUACACAUGUACCCGCCCCUGUCCCGCUCAUUACCCCUGGGUCGGAAACCCGGACGGAAACUAACUUCAGAGUACGAAUGUCCCGGAUAAAGAAAUACGCUCGCUUAAAAUUUCUCCAGUUGAAGCAAAAAUGAAAAAAAAAUAUUGUUACACAAAUAACUGUGAAUUCGAAAGGACUUUUGAACGUAGCUAGGAUUAACGUGCUACUUGACAAUCUUGGAAUUAAAGAUGUAUCGAGUAAAUUAACGCUUUUUGCAUUAAUAACAGAAAAGAAAAGCUUUAGAGAUCUGUUUUGCUUUUGUUUGUUAAUAAACCUUUUUUUUUGAUCAGAGGAACUUGAUGGUUUCGGGUCUCUUCAAUA